AUGAGGAACUUCUUCGAGAUUAUUCUACGCUACGCAGCGCUCUGCAUUUCUCUGCAUUCCACCUCACGUAGCCUCAGGGCUACCAAGGCGAAGCCCAAAAUGACAACUCCAGUCACCGAGCGGCCAGAGCCAACAUACAACAUGGACAGCGCCCAACCGCCGCAAAAUCCUCGCCAGCGCUCAUCGGAUGAGGACGGCACAGUGGUGGGAGAAGCUCUGAGCCAACAACACUCAAAUACACAAGAUCAUGCCGCCUACAUGCCUGGAUAUUCCCGGCCACGAUCGGGAACCCAUCUGACCGUAGAGACUGCACACGACAUGCACCACAUGAAAUCCAUGAAAUCGCCCUCGCAGACGCGUGAGCAAGCGAGCCGACUCAACGAUGACUUGGCCGUACUUGCCAUUGAACAGCAGCUCAACGCCGAAGAGGCAAUAGAGCGGAAUCCAUCGCUCAGCCACUCCAUGUCACGCGUACGAUCCCGUCGCGAGAAUCUCAUUGAUGAAUUUGACGCGGCCACCAAUCCAAUUCACGAGCAGGCGGCGAGGUACAAGGCCCCGGAGAAUCCUUCUACUAGCUUCUCAAAGUUUGUCAAAAAGGUCCACGGGUCCUCGUGGCUGAUUAGGUACUUUACCUACAUCACUCCCCUCGUCAUCCUCAUCCUCAUACCAUUGCUUCUCGGCGCAUUGGUAUUCGAGGAUGCGCAUGUUGGCGGAGUCGAGCUUACCUGGUUUUCCAUUUGGCUGAUGAUCGUGUGGUUGACAUUGUGGGCGGGCAGAGUGCUGGCGAAGCUGCUUCCGUGGCCAAUUGGUCUUGUUUCAAGUUUGUUUACCAACAACAGCAAAAAGUGGAGAGACAUGGGGAAGCAACUCGAACUGCCAGCGACACUAUUCUUCUGGUGGCUAGCCAUUGAAAUCUCCUUCCUUCCCACCGUCACUCGACACUCGAUCGACGGCGAUAGAUCAGUGAAGCCAUGGCAGAGGACGAUGAACAAGGUGCUGGUCUCAUUCCUCGUCGGCUUUUCCCUGAAUUUCAUUGAGAAAAUCAUCAUUCAGCUCAUCGCCAUCAGCUUCCAUCUCCGGACCUAUCAAGAUCGAAUUGAACUGAACAAGUUUCAAAUUGGUAGUCUCGCAAAGCUUUACAGGUUCUCCAAAGAAAAAAUUGAAAUGGAAGACUCCGAGUUCGAGCAAAGCAGCAACAGUCCGACUGGUGCACGGACACCAGGCCAGCUGGUAUCGGAAGCCCAAAAGAAUAUCAAGUCUGGAUUCAAUAAAUUUGGAGACAUUGCCGGAAAGGUCGCCGGAGACUUCGCUGGCCGCCAAGUGACUUCGAACCGUCACCCCCACCAGGUCGUGCUACAGCUCAUCGGUACUACCAGUGGCGCUCAAGUUCUCGCACGUCGUCUUUAUCGCACUUUUGCUCGUGAAGAGACGGAGACUGUUCAUUCCGAGGACCUAAAGAACGCUUUCGAAAGCGACGAGGAGGCAGACGCCGCGUUCUCCAUGUUUGACAAGGAUAUGAAUGGGGAUAUUUCCAUGGAAGAGCUGGAAGCAGUCUGUGUCGAGAUUGGUCGUGAACGCAAAUCCAUCACCGCCUCGCUCAAGGAUCUCGAUAGCGUCGUGUCAAAACUGGACGACGUCUUUGUAUUCAUUGUGGUCAUCAUCACAAUCAUUGUCUUCGUCUCGCUCAUCUCAACUUCAGCUUCCGGUGUCCUUGCCUCCGCCGGCUCAACACUCCUGGCUCUGUCCUGGCUAUUCUCCGCGACCGCACAAGAAUUCCUCCAGUCAUGCGUCUUUGUGUUCAUCAAGCACCCGUACGAUGUCGGCGACCGUGUCCUGGUGUACGGCAAUACUGGUGACUUGGGCAAAGGCGACGACUACUUCGUCAAGGAGAUCGCCCUAUUCUACACCGAGUUCAAGAAGAUGCAAGGCCACAUUGUUCAGGCACCCAACAGCUACCUGAACACUCUGUUCAUUAUGAAUCACAGGCGUUCUGGUGCCUUGGCUGAGGCUAUUCCCAUCAUCAUCAAGUUUGGCACAACACUGGAACAGAUUGAACGCCUGCGUGAUAUGCUCUUGGCUUUUGUCACUGCAGAAAAGCGUGAAUACCAAACCAACAUUCUCACAGAGCUACGAGCGGUGCAAGAAGUACACUGGCUAGAGUUGAACGUGGUCUUCUUCUACAAGUCUAAUUGGCAGAACGAGUUGCUCCGUCUCCAGCGUCGCAACAAAUUCAUCUGCGCGCUCACCAUGGCAAUCCAAGAGUGCGGUAUUGAAGGACCUCGUAUGCGCUACCCCGGCCAGAAGGAGUCCUUCCCCGUCUACAUGCAGAAUCUUCAGAACCCCCCUACACCUGGGGUGGGUGUCAAUGGCACUCCUGACAAUCCCAAUGGCAACAUCAGGAAUGAGGCACAAGACGCGCCAUUUGUGCCCCCAGUGGACGGAAACACAGACUCUCCUUCUGUAGCCAGCAUGCCCGGUCGUCACGGCUCUAUACUCCGUCGACCAGGGUCCAAUCGCUCUCGCGCCGAGUCACUUGCAGCAAUGGGUCGCCGUGUCGACUUCUCACUCGGUAUGAAGUCCAUGGGUCUAGACGACCCUGGCGGCGAUGUCCUGGAUGAUCGCGAAAACGAAAGCCGCACACGUGCAACCGUCGUCCGCGUUACAUCGCCCUCGCGCUCCCAAGACCGUGCUCGCCAAUCCGAAGACAGCGCGCACUCUACCUCGAUUCAACGCGUUGGCACGAAUGCUAGCUCCGUCACCCGCGAACGGGUGCAUAAGAACCGCUUCUUCAGCCGCAAUCGCGGGAAUGACGAGGAGUCUAGUAUGGGCAUCAUCCCAGAAGCUGAUACGCCUCCCGGUGGACAGAAACUGGAUCCAAGGACUGGCUUGCUCAGCACGAGGGCAGUGACGAGUAGUCAUGAUGAUUCGUCUGUCGCAGCGUCGGGUGCGUUGCCUGAGACGGCGGAUUCUGAGAAGGCGUUUGCGAAGCCGUCGAGGAGUCAGACGGAUCAGUAUGAGAUGAGAAGAUUUCGCCGUUAG
Plenodomus lingam JN3 is the source of this 3039-nucleotide messenger RNA. RefSeq lists its product as uncharacterized. Gene Ontology annotation, cellular component: membrane. Gene Ontology annotation, biological process: calcium ion transmembrane transport; intracellular calcium ion homeostasis. NCBI's taxonomy places the organism in Eukaryota, Fungi, Ascomycota, Dothideomycetes, Pleosporales, Leptosphaeriaceae. Gene Ontology annotation, molecular function: calcium ion binding; calcium channel activity. The record is from RefSeq and is a predicted model, not a curated record.